Leishmania mexicana MHOM/GT/2001/U1103 is the source of this 2571-nucleotide messenger RNA. RefSeq lists its product as uncharacterized. The record is from RefSeq and is a predicted model, not a curated record. The transcript has a single exon. NCBI's taxonomy places the organism in Eukaryota, Euglenozoa, Kinetoplastea, Trypanosomatida, Trypanosomatidae. The coding region runs from base 1 to 2571 and encodes 856 amino acids.
AUGCCCUUCUCCAACGUCUCCGCGGAGGAGGCGCGUGCUCUGUGCGAGUUCGCCGAACGGCGGCAGGUGUCUUGCGCGACAAUGGCCUCUGUGGGCAGCAGCACCGUCCCCACAGAGAGCGAAAGCGGUGCGGACAUCGACACCCACUUCCUCGAUGCGGUGGUUGGCGUCGUCGAGGCGGUGCUCAUGCGCUACGCGUUGACGUGCCUGUGCGACACGGCCACAACGGAAAAUGGCAAGCGAAAUCAACUGAACGUCAGCGCCAGUGGUGGCGCACCGACAUUGGAGCGGUUGUACCCGUUUCCGUCGCUGUUCCUGCACACGCCUCGAGCGUUCGUGCACCUUCACCGUCGACACUCUCAUGCAUCUGGCUGCUCACCAUCACCCGUGAGCGAGGGGGUGGACGCGGAACGCGAAGGCCCCUGUGCCGACGACGCGCUUGCCCCCGGCAAUGUCUACUGCACACCUGGCAUGCCACCGACGCCUCUCCUGUACAAGAACGCGUCUGUCGGCACAGCCUCACACGCGACGACGCACGAGGAAGCCGCCGUGCACAGCGCGACGGACGGCCAGAUGCAGCCGGCGCCAUUACCGUAUGAUAGCCUCGCUCGGUUCCCGCCGCAGCUUCAUCGCAACACAUCCGCCGUGCUGCACAACCCGGUCUUAGACAGUGCGCGCCGGAUGGUGAACGUGUCGCUCACGCCAGAGCCGAUCAGGCGGCCAAAAUUGGCGGCCGCGAGUGACAAGUCUUCGCCCCCGUCGACGUCGUCGUCGGUCCAGGAGAUGGUGCAGGUGGUGCUACAAGCCGAGGCCGCCGUGGUCGUCACCACCGCCGUCUCCUCAUCUGACGGUCCCUCGGCGGCUACAUGGUUCUCCACAGACCCUCGGUCGGCGUCCGUGACGGACACCAGGAGCUGCCGCGUAGCCGAGGAACGCAUGCUGAAGCCUGCAGCACCGGACACAGCAGCUCUCAGCGAGGCACCGCUGCUUUUCAGCCCCGACGCAACGUCGUGCGUGUUGGUCGCAUGCCGGGUGGCACUGCAUGAAGGGUGGCAGUCGCUGAUAGCCUCCUCUGCUGCAGGUGCGAGUCGCUUUGCGGGUGCGUGUGGGCGCACCGCCGCUGCUGCCAUGGCCCACCUCGACCGUGAGGACGGCGUCGCGGAGAUGCUGCACCAGCUCGUGUGGGAUAGCGCCGUGCCUGCCGUCCUUCACGCGGUGCACCAACACUACGCGACGUGCAUGAACGCCACCAGCGUUCGAGGAAGCCAUGAAAGCAGCGAUGACACUGCCUCCUGUACGGCUUCCGUCAUGACGCUGAAGGACAUGUUGGCGCGCUUGUGGUGCGCGGUUGCGCCGCCGGCAGACCCCGCCUCCACGCCGCCUCCGCCCUUACUUCAGGUCGACUGGUACGUGGUGGGCGCCACCCGCAUGCGCAAGAGCGCCGCGCCGGUGCUGGCGAACGUGUUCCGGCAGUUUUUCGCUGCCUCGCCCGUGACCACGCCUACCAAUCCGCACCUUCUCGCAGAGGAAGUUCAUCUCAACAAGUCUCGCCCGCAGAUCACGAGCGUGGCCACCGCGACGACCGCGUGCACGGUCAACGUCGCCCACCGCCUCCGCGAGGAUGGUGUGUGUUUCUGGUCCUUCAACACCACCCUCCAGCCCUGGUGCGUCGAGCCGGACGGUCGGCGGCGUUAUGCCUACCCCAUGACAUGGGGGCUGUUGUUGAGCGUGGCGACGGGGCACAGCUGGCCCGCCACCGUGCACCCCGGCACCCGGGCGUGCCCACUUCGCGAAAUUCGAUCUCUCUCCGUGGAGAACGGCUACCAAUGGGUGACGCCACUGUCCUCCGAUGCGCUGCACGGUACACGCCGUGCAUCGACUGAUUUCGGACGCGCAGGCGGGCUGCAGCUCGCGUGCAACGUCGUGCCGUCCACUACUGUCGCGCAGCGCGUGAACAAGAGUGCGGCGUCGACGCCACCGUCCCUGCGGCUGUGGUCCGCGCUAGACGCCCUCCCCGCACCAUCCAGCGGCGCGGAGCGUGAUGGGGAUGGAGUGUCACGGCAAGAGACGACAACUCAGACUACCAAGUCGGUGACGGCCACAGUGACCUUGGCCUCAUACGUGCGGACGCUGCUGAGCCGGCAGGAGGCAUGGUGGGCGCGGGUACGGCGUUGCCAGAUGGCGCCAUCCGAAGCUGGAUCGUUGCCCACGCAGGUGCCGCUGACGGCUUUAUCGGCACACAAGCGGGUUCUCCCGCUGCUACUGCGGCGCCGCACCUCGUUCGCCAGGCCGUCUCCUGCACGACGACAUCAGCACGAUGACGAGGAGGACGGCAGGGACAACGACGACGACGGCGGUAGAGGCUCCCUCGUGCACUGGAGCAGCGUCGAUGCGGCGGUGGUGCGCACGCUGCUUUCACGUCCGCGAGAGAGUCUCCUGCAGGGGUCCACCACUCCGCACUGUGAGCCGCCAGACUUCUGCGACCACGCACGCGACGGGCUCCUGUGGCGGGCGAGCGUGCGGCCUGCAGAUAUCUUUGUCGAGGGCACGGAUGGUCUGUACAUCGAGUGA